Rangifer tarandus platyrhynchus (Svalbard reindeer) is the source of this 1488-nucleotide messenger RNA. The record is from the annotation of a GenBank genome assembly. NCBI's taxonomy places the organism in Eukaryota, Metazoa, Chordata, Mammalia, Artiodactyla, Cervidae.
AUGUCCACCGCCGGCGCAGUGCCUGGCCGCCGGGGGCUCCACCGCCCGGGCGGCGGACGAGUGCAGCCCGGCUCCUCGCCCCCACCUCCUCCUACUGCGGCUGUCUCGUCGCGAGAGGUCGGCCGGCCGUUCCGCUGGCGGCGGCUGGGGGUGCACGGCCGCGAGUGCAGCCGCCGCGGUCACUGCUUUCAGGACGCACGAGAGCCGAGGAGAGAAGGCGUGCACGCCAGCAGGCUCCCGCCGCCGACCCCAGCCCCUCCACCCACCCGCCCGCCCCGGGCCUGGCCGGCGGCGCCGGGGGGCCCCCCGCGGCUGGCGGCGCUCACGUUGGCUGCAGGGCGCUCGCGCGGCGCCUCGGCCCGGGUCGCAUCCCUUUCCCCGCUAGCGCUCGCCCGGAAUGUGGGGUUAAGCUACGAGCACCCCCGGAGGCCUUUAAGGAAAACAGUCUACUGGCUGCGCACAGCUGCAGUUGAGGGCAGGGAAGGGGAGGUGCUGGAGAGACCAAACAGGUCCAACGGUGGCUGGUCCCCCCACGCCACCCCCAGCUUGGCAUCUGAGCUGGCAUCCUCGGAGGACCCAGCUUUAAACUGGAGCAAAAGGUCAGCUCUCCACUUGGCCUUUCCGGAGGCGACACCCCGGCUAGAGGGAGCCAGUGUGCUCGCGGGUUCCCACCGGCCCGCACCAGAGCCCGGGGAUUUCCACCACCCGGCUUCGGAGACCCGUCGUCGCCGGCGCUUUCCUGCCCCGGGGCUGCCAGAAGGCGGGGCGUCAGAGCGGGAAGCCCUCGCUGCGGCCUCGCUGUCCUCGGUCAAGUCUGCCGUUCAAAGUGCUCUUUCAUUCGGGAUGCUGGAAGCCUGCCAUGUGCAAUGCAGAUUUCGCUGUGCCUGUGCGCAGAAGGAACUGAUAAAUGCCGUUGCGGUUGCCAUGGGGACGGGAGGCUAUCAGAAUGGCCUUGUGAUCCGCAGCCUCCUCGCGGCGCGGCAGGCUCUCGCUCCGCGCUCCCGCCCCGCCUCCCGCGAGUCGCGUCACCACCCAGGACACCCCCCAGUGUGUGCCAGGUGGCUGGAACGGACACCGAAGAGGAAGUGUCCCCGGGUGCCCCACCAGAGCAGCACGGAGCUGGCAGGCCUGCUCAAGGGGCCCGCCCAGAGCUCUGGGGAGCAGAACUGGGACAGAUGCCCCAACCCCCAGCAGCUGCAGGGGAAGUGCCCUGAGGAAUGUGUGGUGUUAAUUCAAGGCAGCAGCGUCUCCCGCCUGGAUGGCGGCAAUGGCCUCCGAUCAGUUCCCCCCACUUCUCCCCCCUGGCAGGAGGUCCCUAAAGAAAGGAGCUUCAGCUGCAGCCCCUUGGGCUCCUUCCCUCAUAUCUCCUGGCUGCAGGCCCACCUUGGAGAGGCUUCACCCCGCAGGCUGUCUCUGCGGUGUCAGCUGGAGAAGCCAGCCACCACGGAAGGCCAGGAUGGAGGUUGGGCCGUGACCGGUCCCCUCUGA